Messenger RNA from Nymphaea colorata (pocket water lily), 1351 nucleotides. Its product is annotated as plastoglobulin-1, chloroplastic-like. Lineage: Eukaryota; Viridiplantae; Streptophyta; Magnoliopsida; Nymphaeales; Nymphaeaceae. The transcript is spliced from 3 exons. The record is from RefSeq and is a predicted model, not a curated record. Bases 85 to 1164 code for a protein of 359 amino acids.
CUCGUGGCGCGGAGCAUCGUCGUCGUUCUUUCCCUCGUUCCCGUUUGGCUCGCUCUCCCAUUUUCGCGAUUUUCGCGACAAAUAAUGGCGGCCCUCUCAUCAACAGCCUCCCUCUUUCUGAAAAGCCCUGGAAGCCGCUACCACCAGCAAAGGCCCUGUCUCUCUUCCUUUCCCUUCUUCUCCUUCCCUCGGACCUCCUCCAGAUUGCCGCUCCUCCGCCUCGUCUCUGCCCUCGACGGCGGGGAAACUCCGGCGGUCGGGCCUCUCUCUGGCGGAGCCGCCGGUCGGCCGAAGGGCUCCAGCGAAUCGGCGGGCAGGACAGCUGACGAAUGGGGCGAGAAGGCAGAGCUUGGGGAGGACGCCGCCGAGAGCGUUAGGGUUCCAGGGGCAGACCCUCCGGUGAACGAUGACGAGUGGGGAGGUGGCGACGGUGCCGGGGAUUAUGUGUCGGCAAACGGGAGUAUUUCUGCUAAUAAUGCGAUUGGGGAGCUGAAGCAGAGUCUUGUGGAUACAGUGGAGGGGACGGAUUUCGGAUUGCGGGCUUCAGUGGAAGUGAGGGCAGAGGUCGUGGAGCUGGUUAGCCAGUUGGAGGCGUUGAACCCUACUCCGGCGCCCGUGGAGGCGCCUGAAUUCAACGGAAAUUGGGUUCUUGUGUAUACAUCCUUCUCAGAGCUGCUGCCGCUGAUAGCAGUGGGUUCCACUCCUUUAUUGAAACUUAAAAGGAUAUCCCAAGCAAUCGACACCAGCAUCCUUAACAUCCUAAACACUGCCGUCUUCUCAAGCCCAUUUGCCACCCUUUCGUUCAGCGCUUCUGCAUCUUUUGAGGUUCGAAGCCCCUCAAGAGUACAGGUAAAAUUUGAGGAAGGAAUAUUCCAACCGCCAGAGUUAUCAACAACUCUAGACCUACCACCCAAUUUUGAUGCCUUUGGGCAGACGGUGGAUCUGUCGCCUUUACAACAGUCACUGACUCCCGUUCAAGAAGUCGUGACCAACAUUUCAAGAGCAAUCUCUGGGCAGGCGCCACUUAAAGUUCCAAUUCCCGGUGAGAGAUCACAGUCGUGGCUGGUCACAACAUAUCUCGACAAUGAUCUGCGAAUUUCCAGAGGAGAUGGAGGACUAUUCGUCCUUGUCAAGGAAGGCAGCCCUUUACUGAAGCAGCAGUAAUGGAGUAAAAGUUUGCAGUUUGUACUUUUUCUUCUCUUUUGAAGGCGGAAGGAGUACGCAUGUAUGCACCACUUUGGCGGACGUGACCUGCUCUUUAUUUAUGUAAUGUUUCUGUAUCUAUAGAGGUUUUCUAUACUACUGCUGUAAUGCAUGGUGUUUAGUGUAGUAUAGCCUACUUUGUAGGGAA